Messenger RNA from Amyelois transitella, 3009 nucleotides. It is a transcript of the gene AdipoR, whose product is annotated as adiponectin receptor protein. The coding region runs from base 324 to 1478 and encodes 384 amino acids. The transcript has a single exon. The record is from RefSeq and is a predicted model, not a curated record. Gene Ontology annotation, biological process: adiponectin-activated signaling pathway. Gene Ontology annotation, cellular component: plasma membrane. NCBI's taxonomy places the organism in Eukaryota, Metazoa, Arthropoda, Insecta, Lepidoptera, Pyralidae. Gene Ontology annotation, molecular function: signaling receptor activity.
GAUAAUUUCAGUUUUUUUUACGUAGUCAGACGUGAAUGGCGGACGCAUACGUUUAUUUCGCAGCUGUUUAUAAUUGAUUUGUUUAGCACUGUGUAAUCUCUGUUUCGUUGAUUAAAUUAAAUGUAAAACUUUCGAAUGCUUGUCCUAUAUAAAACUCUGUGAUGUAGAAAAUACCCGAAACAAAAGAUCGCAUGUGAUUCUAUUUUGUGACGUAACUGGAUUCUUUGGAAUAACUGUGUGGUGUCAUAAAUAGUCGCGUUGGCCGAUUGACGGUCGAUGCGGCAUCCGUUCGUCGCCGUAAGUCGUGACUGCAGUAUUCAAUCAUGUGGGAAAUGGAUUCCGAUUCCGUGAGUGCGUCUUCGGACGGACUCCGUCGUCGUCAAGGAUGGGACCCCGAGGGCGAGAGUCUCGCCUCUCAAAUGGACGAGCUCGACGAAGUGCUGGCGGAGGAGGAAGAAGGCUGCCCUUUACCCUCUACGCCAGAGGAUCAGCAUCUUCUUGACGCUGAAAUGGCCGAAGUUUUGAAGGCUGGUGUGCUCUCCGACGAGAUAGAUCUUGGAGCAUUGGCGCACAACGCCGCGGAGCAGGCUGAGGAAUUUGUUCGCAAAGUUUGGGAGGCCUCAUGGAAUGUAUGCCACUUCAGACACCUGCCACGAUGGCUUCAAGACAACGACUAUUUACAUAAAGGACAUCGCCCUCCAUUACCAUCAUUCAGUGCUUGCUUCGCUUCCAUAUUUCGUAUUCACACUGAAACUGGAAACAUCUGGACCCAUCUGUUGGGUUGUGUUGCUUUUAUUGGUGUGGCUAUAUAUUUCCUCACCCGUCCUUCCAUUGAAAUUCAGAUGCAGGAAAAAGUAAUCUUUGGAGUGUUUUUUGUGGGAGCAAUUGUCUGUUUAGGCUUUUCGUUUGCUUAUCAUACCCUUUACUGCCACUCGGAGAUGGUUGGUAAAUUAUUUUCUAAAUUAGAUUAUUGUGGAAUAGCCCUCUUAAUCAUGGGGUCUUUUGUUCCAUGGCUGUAUUAUAGUUUCUACUGCCAUUACAGACCUAAAAUAAUUUACUUAUCUGUAGUGGUUGUGUUAGGAAUAUUGUCUAUCAUAGUGUCUCUUUGGGACAGGUUUUCGGAACCUCGACUUCGACCUCUCCGAGCGGGAGUGUUCAUGGGUUUUGGUCUGUCAGGUAUAGUGCCUGCUAUCCACUAUGGCAUCACCGAGGGCUGGUUUAGCCAAGUCAGCAAGGCAUCUCUGGGAUGGUUAGUUCUUAUGGGCCUUCUAUACAUAUUAGGUGCAAUGUUCUAUGCUCUGAGAGUACCUGAGCGAUGGUUCCCUGGUAAAUGUGACAUCUGGUUCCAGUCUCACCAAAUAUUCCAUGUGCUGGUCAUAGUGGCUGCAUUCGUACAUUACCAUGGUAUCAGUGAAUUGGCAUCAUACAGAGUUACAGUUGGUGAAUGCUCUAUGCCUCCAUCAUCAAUUGCAUUCUAGCCUCCCCCAUACCAAAUGUGAUAGUAGGCCAUAGAUAAAAUAUAAGUAGAUUACAAAACAGUUACACUUUAUAUUUUUUAACAUGUGGUUUUAACAAAUUUUGUAAAGUUUUUAAUCAUCAGGUUGAUUAUUUGUCAUUUUGUUAGGCUUUGUUCAAAAUUUGUUAUCUGUGGUAAUCACAUUCUGAUUGGGGCUAAAACUUUAUUUAUAUUGUUGUAAAAUAGUAGUGAAAUUAUUUUAGGUUCUUAUAUUACUAUAAUCUUGCACUCACUCCUGCACUUUAGAAUCACUUGAAGUUCAAUAUUAGUUUUGUACUUAAUUUUAACAAUUAUAUUUUCUUGCACUAAGUUGUAAGAGCAGUGUUAAGGCAAGCCAGACCACAAUUCAUUGCUUUAAUGUUCUUCCAAAACUUUCUUCCAUUAUGAUCACAUUAUACACCAACACAUUUCAGUUACAUAACAGUUUUGUAUGUGUUGUGCAAGAUAUCAUUUGUUUUGUGACAUUUAUUUUGCUUUCUCUUAAGCUUAUAUAACAAAAUCUUUUAAAAUUAUGACUAUGUAAAUAUAAUAUUUUGUUUGAUUUAUUUUAAAUCUUAUUUUCGGAAGUAUUUUUUUAACAUUAGAGUAGUUUAUAAUGCUAUUAUAUUGUUGUAACGGGUUUAAUAGCUUUAUUUUUGUUCAGGUAUUUGUCAAACUUACAUUCCAUAUACCAGCUAUUUCUGCAAUCAGGGCUUAAUCACACAAUUUCCAAUAUAAAUAAGUGGUCUGCAUAUAGAGAAUUAAUUCAAAGUAUAUUCUAAAUUGUUGUAAGUGUUCAUAUGUGUAAAGAUUUUAUGAGACAGAAAUAAAAAAAAAAAAGGAUUUGUGGUGUAUUAAACAUAUUGAGCUCUAUGGGUUUUGAAGAAUUUUUCUGAUUUCAGAUAAUGUUAGUUUGAAGGAAGUGAAAUUGAGGGAAUAAUGUAAGAAAAUAAAUAUAGUAAAUCUCAUAAAAUAUUGUAAAGACAAUGUCUAAAAAUAAAUUGUAACAGUUAUUGUAAAAAGUACAUAAAUAUAAGGUGUUUAAAAUACUGCUUUCUAAAGAAGAUCUAUAGGGAGAUGAUGAACAAAAUGCAGCAUUCUAGCAUAUCAAGUCAGGAUUGGACUGAUGAAGAAAGACAAUAUAAAAAAAAUAUUAAUUUUUAUAAUAGUUUCCAAUUUAGUUUAUAUUUAUUUUUGGCCGUAAAUUGUUAAAAUUAUACAAUUUUUGGAAAAAAUAUGAAUUUGUUAAUGACAAAAAUCUAAUGAAGAGUACCCUCAAAUGUUUGUAAACUUUAUUGGGCACAAAAUUCAAGGAGUAUAAUUUCAACUACUGGCUAUGCUAUGAUUUAUUGUUUAAAAAUAGUUAUAAUUAGAUUAAAAAAUAAAAAAAAAUUGUGAAGUAAAAUUUAAUUGCAUUAUGGUGUUAAAAACGCUUUCUUUGUUGUGCAGAUUUGUUGAUUUCUUGUUUUGGUGGUAUUCAAAUAUGAUUAUGCAAUAAACUUAUUAAAAACAAA